AUGGGUGAUGCUGAGAGCUGCCUGCUCAGACAACAGACACGCGAGGUCAGGAAGAAGCCGCUUAUAAAUUACUGCUUCCUCCGCGCCGCCGCCAGCGCCGAGCUCUGGGUCCUGGCCGCAGCCCGGCUCGCUGGUCAGCGCCGAGCCCCGAGGACCGCGAGCUCCGAGGCUGGGCCCCGCCGAGAGGGAACCCGAAGCGCAGACCCCGCGGGCCAGAUAUCGCACCGGCGGGCAGUCCCUCGGCGCGCGGAACGGAGCGCGGCCGAGCGCAGCGCCGUGGCCGCCCCAGAAAGCGAGGCGGGCAUGGCCACCAAGGAGAAGUUGCAGUGUCUGAAAGACUUCCACAAGGACAUCCUGAAGCCAUCUCCUGGGAAGAGCCCAGGCACCCGGCCGGAGGACGAGGCCGAGGGGAAGCCCCCGCAGCGGGAGAAGUGGGCCAGCAGGAUCGACUUCGUGCUGUCCGUGGCUGGCGGCUUCGUCGGCUUGGGCAACGUCUGGCGUUUUCCCUACCUCUGCUACAAAAACGGCGGAGGCGCAUUUCUCAUACCAUACUUCAUCUUCCUGUUUGGGGGCGGCCUGCCUGUGUUUUUCCUGGAGGUAAUCAUAGGCCAGUACACCUCUGAAGGGGGCAUCACCUGCUGGGAAAAGAUCUGCCCCUUGUUUGCCGGCAUCGGCUAUGCCUCCAUCGUGAUCGUGUCCCUCCUGAACAUAUAUUACAUCGUCAUCCUCGCCUGGGCCAUGUACUAUCUGUUCCAGUCCUUCCAGUCGGAGCUCCCCUGGGCCAAAUGCAACCACAGCUGGAACACACCCCAUUGCCUGGAGGACACCUUGCGGAAGAACCGGAGCCUCUGGAUCUCCAAUAGCACCACCAACUUCACCUCCCCUGUCAUCGAGUUCUGGGAGCGGAAGGUGCUGAGCCUGUCUUCCGGGAUUGACGAGCCGGGCGCGCUGAAGUGGGACCUUGCUCUCUGCCUCCUGCUCGUCUGGCUGGUCUGUUUCUUCUGCAUCUGGAAGGGCGUCAAGUCCACGGGCAAAGUCGUCUACUUCACGGCCACCUUCCCGUUCGCUAUGCUCCUGGUGCUCCUCGUCCGUGGGCUGACGCUGCCCGGCGCAGGCGCAGGCAUCAAGUUCUACCUGUACCCCGACAUCAGCCGCCUGGAGGACCCAGAGGUAUGGAUCGACGCUGGGACCCAAAUAUUCUUCUCCUACGCCAUCUGCCUGGGGGCCAUGACCUCGCUGGGGAGCUACAACAAGUACAAGUACAACUCCUACAGGGACUGUAUGCUGCUGGGAUGCCUGAACAGUGGUACCAGUUUUGUGUCUGGCUUCGCAAUUUUUUCCGUCCUGGGCUUCAUGGCACAAGAGCAAGGGGUGGACAUUGCUGAUGUGGCUGAGUCAGGUCCUGGCCUGGCCUUCAUCGCCUACCCGAAAGCCGUGACGAUGAUGCCACUGCCCACGUUUUGGUCCAUCCUUUUUUUCAUUAUGCUUCUCUUGCUUGGACUGGAUAGCCAGUUCGUGGAAGUGGAAGGACAGAUCACGUCCUUGGUUGAUCUGCACCCAUCCUUGCUAAGGAAGGGUUUUCAUCGGGAGAUCUUCAUCGCCUCCAUAUGCUGUGUCAGCUACCUGCUGGGGCUGACCAUGGUGACGGAGGGCGGCAUGUACGUCUUUCAGCUCUUUGACUACUAUGCAGCGAGCGGUGUAUGCCUCUUGUGGGUGGCGUUCUUUGAAUGUUUUGCUAUUGCCUGGAUAUAUGGUGACGAUAACUUCUACGAUGGUAUUGAGGACAUGAUCGGCUACCGGCCGGGGCCCUGGAUGAAGUACUGCUGGGCCGUGGUCACCCCGCUUCUCUGUAUCGGAUGUUUUGUCUUCUCUCUCGUCAAGUAUGUACCCCUAACCUACAACAAAGUCUACACGUACCCCACCUGGGCCAUCGGGCUGGGCUGGUGCCUGGCCCUGUCCUCCAUGGUGUGUGUCCCCCUGGUCAUGGUGAUCCGCCUCGGCCAGACCGAAGGGCCCUUCCUCGUGAGACUCAAGUACCUGCUGACCCCGAGGGAACCCAACCGCUGGGCCGUGGAGCAUGAGGGGGCCAUGCCCUACAGCUCACGCAUGGCCCUCAACAACACGCUCAGGAAGCCCACCCACAUCAUCGUGGAGACCAUGAUGUGA
Molecule: messenger RNA, 2166 nt
Organism: Rangifer tarandus platyrhynchus (Svalbard reindeer)
Lineage: Eukaryota; Metazoa; Chordata; Mammalia; Artiodactyla; Cervidae
Source: the annotation of a GenBank genome assembly